This is a messenger RNA of Vigna umbellata (rice bean), 695 nucleotides long. Its product is annotated as autophagy-related protein 8C-like. The record is from RefSeq and is a predicted model, not a curated record. NCBI's taxonomy places the organism in Eukaryota, Viridiplantae, Streptophyta, Magnoliopsida, Fabales, Fabaceae.
UGAAAGGACGAUUCGAGGCGUAGGCAGAAAGUAUAAGUAGAGUUUUCGUGUUGGACUGAAACAGAACAUCACAAGCAACUAAACUACGCUAAUUCAAACCCUAAUUUCAUCUGCUUCAUCUCCUUCUCUCCCAGUCAGAGCAUACCUUCUUCCGUUCUUAGAUUCCGAUAUCAUUAUGGCCAAAACCUCUUUCAAGUUUCUACAUCCUUUGGAAAGAAGGCAGGCCGAAGCUUCUCGCAUUAGAGAGAAAUAUCCUGAUAGAAUACCUGUGAUUGUGGAGAAAGCUGAAAGAACUGACAUUCCUGACAUUGAUAAAAAGAAAUACCUUGUCCCUGCUGAUUUGACUGUUGGCCAGUUUGUUUAUGUUGUCCGUAGAAGGAUUAAGCUCGGUGCAGAGAAGGCUAUUUUUGUUUUCAUCAACGACACACUACCUUCAACUGCUGCUCUGAUGUCCGCUAUUUAUGAGGAAAAUAAGGAUAAAGAUGGCUUUCUUUACAUGACUUACAGUGGAGAGAACACCUUCGGAUCCCAUUAGGCGUAAUGCAUGUUAACUUCUGUAAAUAAAUUCUGAUAUUUCUCUGCACCUAAUUGUCAGUGCACGUUUUUUAGUAUUGUUAUCCUACAUUCUGAUUAAACUUAUCUUUGAAUUAUGAUUUGAUUAUCAAUGCAUUUCCUUUUGGAAAAUUCUAUGUUAC